AUGGAGAGCGGAGGGCGGCCCUCGCUGUGCCAGUUCAUCCUCUUGGGCACCAGCUCCGUCGUCACCGCCGUCCUGUAUUCCAUAUAUCGGCAGAAGGCCCAGGUCGCCCAAGAACUCAAGGGAGCUAAAAAAAUCCACUUAGGUGAAGAUCUGAAGAGUAUUCUUUUGGAAGCACCGGGAAAAUGUGUGCCUUAUGCUGUUAUUGAAGGAGCUGUGCGAUCUGUUAAAGAAACACUCAACAGCCAGUUUGUGGAGAAUUGCAAGGGGGUAAUUCAGCGUCUGACACUUCAGGAGCACAAGAUGGUUUGGAAUCGAACAACCAACCUUUGGAAUGAUUAUUCAAAGAUCAUCCAUCAGAGAACCAACACGGUGCCAUUUGACCUAGUGCCCCACGAGGAUGGUGUGGACGUGGCUGUCCGAGUGCUGAAGCCUCUGGAUUCAGUGGAUCUGGGCCUGGAGACUGUGUAUGAGAAGUUUCACCCCUCGAUCCAGUCCUUCACGGAUGUUAUAGGCCACUACAUCAGUGGUGAGCGGCCCAAAGGCAUCCAGGAGACAGAGGAAAUGUUGAAGGUCGGGGCCACCCUCACAGGGGUGGGGGAAUUGGUCCUGGACAGCAACUCAGUUCGCCUCCAGCCCCCCAAGCAGGGCAUGCAGUACUACCUGAGCAACCAGGACUUUGACACCUUGCUGCAGAGGCAAGAGUCGAGUGUCAGACUCUGGAAGGUCCUGACGCUCGUAUUUGGCUUUGCCGCCUGUGCCACCCUCUUCUUCAUUCUCCGCAAGCAGUAUCUGCAGCGGCAGGAACGGCUGCGCCUCAAGCAGAUGCAGGAGGAGUUCCGAGAACAUGAGGCCCAGCUGCUGAGCGGGGCCAUGCCCGACGACAGGGAGAGUCUGAAGAGUGCCUGUGUCGUGUGUCUGAGCAACUUCAAGUCCUGUGUCUUCCUGGAGUGUGGGCAUGUCUGUUCCUGCUCUGAGUGCUACCAUGCUUUGCCUGAACCCAAGAGCUGCCCCAUUUGCAGACAGAGGAUCACCCGUGUGGUUCCUUUGUACAAUAGCUAAGUGUCCUGAAGCCAUAUGGUCAGAUCUGGAAGUAACUCUCUUCCAGGAAUUCUUACCUGGAGACCUUU
Elephantulus edwardii (Cape elephant shrew) is the source of this 1127-nucleotide messenger RNA. It is a transcript of the gene MUL1, whose product is annotated as mitochondrial E3 ubiquitin protein ligase 1. The coding region runs from base 1 to 1059 and encodes 352 amino acids. Gene Ontology annotation, biological process: organelle organization; protein ubiquitination. Gene Ontology annotation, molecular function: ubiquitin-protein transferase activity. The transcript has 4 exons. Gene Ontology annotation, cellular component: mitochondrion. NCBI's taxonomy places the organism in Eukaryota, Metazoa, Chordata, Mammalia, Macroscelidea, Macroscelididae. The record is from RefSeq and is a predicted model, not a curated record.